Bursaphelenchus okinawaensis is the source of this 1400-nucleotide messenger RNA. The record is from the annotation of a GenBank genome assembly. NCBI's taxonomy places the organism in Eukaryota, Metazoa, Nematoda, Chromadorea, Rhabditida, Aphelenchoididae.
AUGUUGAAUAGGUAUUUUCUAACUUUUAUAUUUCUGGCUGAAUUCAAAUGAUAAUAUAGGGGGAAUUUGUAGAAAAAUGGAUGAUAGCUACGAUGAGACACAGUGCUACUUUAGUCGUACAUUGCAAGAAUCUGAAGGUGGAAAACAAAAGUCGACUGGUUUAGCAGCUAUCGAAACUCUUAUGAUGCGGUUGGGAAAGUCUAAAGGUGCGUGGUGUAGUAAAUUGCAUUUUAUACUGUUAGUUAUGCAUGAUAGGUGUAAUUUACAAAUCUGAAGUUUGGUUAAAGAAGUAGAUUACUGUCAAAUUUUAUUAUUUUUUUUUAUUUCUACCGUUUUGGCUAGUAAGUGCUGAUAAAACGUAACAAUAAAAUAAAUUAUGAAAAGACGGUCACGUAUAUUUGCUUUUAGCUACGACAGUUCGAGGUCUUACUGAGGAUUUAGACAAUGCAGUUAACGCCAUGUUGGACACGGAUUACAGUGCCGCUUCCAUCCAAAGUGCUUCAGAGUUGUUCUUGAGGUUCAUAUCACUGAUUAGCGUCGAGCAGUUAGACGAUCCCAACUUUGAAAAGCUGAUGCAGACUUACAAGGAGAGGGGCGCGUUGUUUAUAAAGCGUAUUUCCAUGUCGCGUCGUAUGAUUGCCGAGUUCUCGGUUCGGUUCAUUCAACAUAACGUGGUGAGUAAUUUAACUUAAUUAGAGGUGUUUUAAAUUUUAUAUAAGGACACAAAUUGACUAAUUAUGUUUCUAGAAGGUUCUAGUACACUCAUUCAGUCAAGUGGUACUUGGUGCUCUUUUGGCUGCGAAGAAAUGUGGCAACGAUUUUCAAGUUUUUGUGACAGAAAGUCAGCCAGAUGCCUCAGGGAAGAAGAUGAUCGAGGAGUUGAAGAAGGCUGACAUUGAUGCUACACUAGUACUUGAUAGUGCUACUGGCUAUCUGAUGGAGAGGAUUGACUUGGUUUUACUGGGAGCGGAAGGUGUCAUGGAGACUGGCGGCAUUAUUAAUAAGGUAGCUUGUGGGCGUUAUUAUUCUUUUCAUAUAAUUUACAGUUUCUAUUUGUAUCUGUAGUACUAAAAUAGUGUUAACUUUGAGUUAUGUUCUUUAAUAGUAGUCAUUUUUAGAUUGGAUCUCUUGGUAUUUCAAUCUGUGCUCAUACCAUGAACAAGCCAGUAUAUGUUUUGGCAGAAAGUAUCAAGUUUGUGAAAGAGUACCCGUUGAAUCAGAGUGAUAUCCCAAACAAGUUUAAGUACCGUGCCUCGACCUUGAAGAAACUUGAACUACUGAAGCACGAACAUCCAUUGACCGACUACACCCCUCCGGAGUACAUUCACCUACUGGUGACUGAUCUCGGUAUCUUCACUCCAGCUGCUGUUGGAGACGAGCUGAUUAAGCUUUAUACCUAA